Messenger RNA from Brachypodium distachyon (stiff brome), 3271 nucleotides. Its product is annotated as receptor-like protein EIX2. The coding region runs from base 144 to 2939 and encodes 931 amino acids. NCBI's taxonomy places the organism in Eukaryota, Viridiplantae, Streptophyta, Magnoliopsida, Poales, Poaceae. The transcript has a single exon. Gene Ontology annotation, molecular function: protein binding. The record is from RefSeq and is a predicted model, not a curated record.
ACUUCUUGGACGGGGCAUGUCGUUGACAGGCACCAAUCUCUCUCAUAAAUCAUACCACUGCGUUGCUACCGAACGAAGCCAGAGGCCACACGUACAAAAAGAGAGAAAAGCUUCACGUCUGUCACAUAAACGCAAAAACAGAGAUGGCAGGGCGGAGGUUGCUGGUCGGAGUUCAAAUGAUCUUCGCCAUGUCCUUCCUCCUCUUCCACCGGAGUUGUCCGGCCCCAGCCUCACCAACACUACCAGCCGGCAGCCUCUGCAUUCCCCUCGAGCGGGACGUGCUUCUCGACUUCAAGGCCGGCCUCACCGACCCCGGCAACGUCCUGUCGUCAUGGCGAGGUGCGGACUGCUGCCAGUGGACGGGUGUUGUUUGCAGCAACCGGACCACCGGCGGCCACGUCGUCACCCUCCAAAUCAGCGGUCUCUACGACAGUCAAGCCGUAGGAGGCGAGAUACGCUCCUCCUUGCUCACUCUGCGACAUCUCAAGAUGUUGGACCUCUCAUUGAACGACUUCGGCGGCCAACCUAUCCCGGAGUUCAUAGGUGCGCUCCGGAGUCUCACGCAUCUAGACCUCUCUUACUCCGAUUUCAGCGGUCAGAUUCCUCCGCACCUCGGCAACCUCUCCAAUCUGCUCAACCUUCAGCUCAGCAAUAUGGCCGACUUGUACUCGCCUGAUCUAGCAUGGUUGUCGCGCUUGAAGAAGCUGCAGGUGCUUGGCAUGUCUGAGGUGGACCUCAGCACUGCCGUUGACUGGGUUCAUGCUCUCAACAUGCUCCCUGAUCUGAUAAACGUUGAUUUAGAUUCUUGUGGGCUCCGAAACAGUACUAUUGCUUCACCCGUGCAUUCCAACCUCACGUCGCUGGAGACCCUAGACCUCAGUUUUAACCCCUUCAACACGUCUAUUGGAGCCAACAAUUUUAUUUUGGCUCUGACUAGCCUUGAGGAGCUCUCUCUGCUGAGCUGUGGAAUCCAUGGUCCUGUCCAUGAUGCAUUGGGAAACCUGACCUCCCUUCGGAAACUGAGUCUUCAAGAAAACCUCUUUGUUGGCAAGGUGCCAUCAACCUUCAAGAAACUGGAAAAACUACAAGUGUUCGAACUAUCCAACAACUUCAUCAGCAUGGACGUCAUAGAGCUACUGCAUCUGUUGCCACCGGACGAAUUGCUUAAGCUGCGUUUCGACAACAACAAGUUGACAGGGAGCUUACCAGCUUGGAUAGGGCAGUUUAGCAGCUUGACCAUAAUUAAGCUCAACCACAACGAGCUUUCUGGAGAGAUACCGAUUGGUAUACGAGAACUGACAAAUUUGAGAGACUUAUGGCUGAAUUCAAACAACCUACAUGGUACAAUCAAUGAGGACCAUUUCACAAAUCUGACCACCUUACAAGUCCUCCUGAUCUCAGAUAAUUCCUUAACCGUGAAGGUAAGCCAUACAUGGAACACUCCAUUCAGCUUAUAUUCAGCAAGCUUUAGCUCUUGCAUUCUAGGUCCCCAAUUUCCAGCUUGGCUUAUCCAACCAACAAUUGAAACUCUUGAUAUUUCCAACACAAGCAUACAUGACAUCAUUCCUGCUGAGUUUUGGACUUCUAGUUACCAUGCGACAUAUUUGGAUUUGUCAAGAAAUCGGCUCGUUGGCAUGCUUCCCACAUUUUUUCAAUUUGCUGGCUUGGAUGUUUUGGAUAUCAGUUCUAACCAGUUUUCUGGUCCAAUUCCAAUACUUCCACAGAAUAUAAGCUACCUGGACCUCUCUGAAAAUAAUCUAUCAGGUCCAUUGCAUUCACAUAUUGGAGCAUCCAUGCUAGAAGUACUCCUUCUCUUCAGCAAUUCCAUUUCUGGAACUAUUCCUUGCUCCUUGCUUCAGUUGCCACGAUUAAUAUUUCUAGACCUAUCAAAAAACCAACUAAGUGGGACAUUGCCCAAUUGUCCUCAAGGAAACAAAACCUCAAAGAUUACCAUGCUUAACUUGAAUAGCAACAGUCUUUCAGGAGCAUUCCCUUUGUUUCUUCAAAAGUGCACAAAACUGCAAUUUCUUGAUCUUGGAUACAAUAAAUUUUCUGGGAGCUUACCAACAUGGAUCGGGUCAAAGUUACCACAGUUGGCACUUUUGCGAUUGCGCUCAAACAUGUACUCUGGUGAUAUUCCUGGUCAACUAACCAGGAUGGAGUGGCUUCAGUAUCUAGACAUUGCAUGCAACAACAUCUCAGGGAGCAUACCACAAUCACUUGGGAAUCUUAUGGCUAUGACUCUUACUCCCAGUAAUACCGGUGGCCUUUCCCAAAUCGUUAACUUUGCAUGGCCCUCUCUCGACAUGUACUUUCAUGCUUACACUGAUAGUUUCGUGGUGGACACAAAAGGUCAACAGCUUGAAUAUACCACAGGAAUCACAUACAUGGUAUUCAUUGAUUUUUCUUGCAACAAUUUAACAGGACAGAUUCCUCAAGAAAUUGGCAUGCUUGUUGCAUUGAAGAAUUUAAACUUGUCUUGGAAUGGUCUGAGCAACAUGAUGCCCCCAAGUGUUGGUGAGCUAUCGGCAUUGGAAUCUUUUGACCUUUCACAUAAUCAGCUCUCCGGUGAAAUCCCUACAAGUUUAUCAGCUCUAACAUCAUUGACCCACUUGAACUUGUCAUAUAACAAUCUGACAGGAACGAUACCAUCUGGGAACCAAUUAAGAACUCUACAGGACCAAGCAUCCAUCUACAUUGGCAACGUAGGUCUAUGUGGUCCACCUCUUACAAAAAGUUGUUUAGGAAUUGGCAUAACACCACUCUCCCAAGAAGAGCAUGAAGGCAUGAGUGAUGUGGUUUCGUUUUACCUUGGCAUGUUCAUAGGAUUUGUGGUAGGUCUUUGGAUAGCCUUUUGUGGCUUCUUAUUCAUGAGGAGAUGGAGGGCUGGCUGUUUCUCAUUUUCUGACCACAUCUAUGACUGGUUUACAUGCAAAUGACAUUGGGUUAGGCUUCACUGGCAAGAAAAAUCUGUCGAUGAUGAGAUUACACUGGAGCUUCUAUUGGUACCUAUGUUAUGAGUAUAGUAUCGAUACUGCUUUAUGUGUGUAAUAUUUUUCUUUAGUGUGUAAGUUAGUGUGGUCAAUUGUGGCAGCUAAUAUCUUUGUAUUGUUUGUAAAGUGUGUGUAACUAUUGCUUGAUUUAGAUAUAUGGUUGGCCAAAAGGCUAAAACUGUAAACGCCUGAACAAUUUGAAGUGCAGAAAAUUGCAUUUCGGUGAGACAUAAACCAAACCAUUGUUGGUCCAAUCGUAUAUGUAUGUAUUGCCCGAA